Molecule: messenger RNA, 3162 nt
Organism: Topomyia yanbarensis
Lineage: Eukaryota; Metazoa; Arthropoda; Insecta; Diptera; Culicidae
Product: CD63 antigen-like
Exons: 6
Coding region: 749-1453 (234 amino acids)
Cellular component (GO): membrane
Source: RefSeq, a predicted model, not a curated record
ACCAUUCUGGACUGUGUGCGGCGUUCGUUGGGAAUUUGGUAUUGGGUGGCUUGUGGAAGCAUGUACAGUACAGUACAGUACAGUUAGGUUAGUUUACAAAGAACUCUCGUCGCGGUUGGAUGUGUUUGCGUUCGAGCGGUGUGCCCGUAAGUGAAAGAGGUGAAAGUACCCACGAUUGUGCAUUCUUUGCCACCUUGAGCCCAAAGUAAAGUGGUUCUGGCGUUGCAUCUAUCUUCGAUUUAAAAGUGAAGUGGUUUUGUUUUAAAAGGAAGUGAAAUCACAUAUCGUAUCCGGUGGUGCAGUAAAUCUUGUGCUACGACGUCGAGCGAAGUUCUAUCUAGCGUUCUGAGUUAGGUAUCCAUCUAUUGUAUGCUUGAAGUGCAUUACUAAAUCUGAGUGAGUGUAAUUAUUAGUUUCAAAGUGCCGCGCACCUUUGUUCAGAUUUCGUUGUUGUGAAAGCGCUCCAAGUCUUUUGUGUCUGUAUCGGAAUCGUGUCUGACGUGGAGGAAGAUAACUAUAAUACAUAGAAGCAGACGAGACGAAAUCUGGAAUAAAUAGGAUUUUUUUUCUCCCAUCGCAACUUGGAUUAAACUCGAUUUGUUUGAGACCCGGCUAUCUUGCACUUGUUGUCAGGAUUCCUCGUUCCGUGCUGUUCGAGCCAGACAAACGAUUUGGAGCGACUAUAAACGAAAGUUGCCGCAUCACAAACCCAUCAUAAACGCUGCAGUACCGAGCCCAACCCACCAAAAUGCCGUCGGUCGGAGUAGCUUGCGUUAGAUAUCUGGUGUUUUUCUUCAAUUUCCUGUUUGCGAUCACCGGAUUGGUCGUUGUAGUGACCGGAGCUAUCAUCCAGUCAUCGUAUCAUCAUUAUUCAAACUUUCUUGGCGAAAGCUUCUGGACCGCACCUAUAGUGCUAAUCGUGAUUGGAUCUGUCAUAUUCGUCGUAGCCUGCUUCGGAUGUUGUGGAGCAGCGAAGGAAAGUCCCUGUAUGAUUAUCACGUUCUCCGUCUUUCUGGGAUUGGUAUUCCUGGCUGAGAUUGGAAUUGGUGUAGCCGGAUACUACAAGCACGAAGAGCUGAGCGGAAUCCUAGAGAAGGGCUUCAACGAAACGCUCGACAACUACUCCAACAGCCUGCCGGCCCAGGAAGCCUGGAAUCUGGUCCAAUCGGAGAUGAAGUGCUGCGGUGUAAAUGGACCAGAAGAUUGGGAACCCAUCUUCAAGAACGAUACCGUACCAAAGUCCUGCUGCCACGAGCUACCGAUGGGGGUCAACAAGUGCACUCGGAAGUAUGCAGACCAUGAAGGUUGUUUCCCGAAGCUGUCGGCGUUCCUGGGUUCUAAGUCGUUGAUUCUGGCUGGAAUCGGGAUCGGAUUGGCUGCUGUCCAACUUGUGGCAGUCCUGUUGGCUUGUUGUCUCUACGGAUCCUUCCGGCGACAGUACGAGACUGUUUAAAUCGGUACACCGAUUGAACGAAAGUUGCAUCGAAUUUUCGUCAGGUAGUGUGAGAGAACAACUUUAUAGGGAAUACUAUAGACUAUUCCAAAAAUGAGUUUUUAAAGCAGAAAUCAAAGAAAAUCAUAUACAAAACCAUUAUUUGUAUAAUCCGGCAAAGCGAAAAAAAUAUCGAGUUCGUAGCAAAACGACUGCGAAUAUUUCAAACUACCUAAAAAGCAUUGGAGAAAGAAGAUUUAAUGAAAUCUUUUAUUUUUUGUUACACUGCAGACAAAAUGAAAGUUCAGAUAUUAUAAUCAAAAAAAAGACACACACACAUACCAAGCACCCAUAUAUAAGUCGGGUUGGUUUUUAACUGAAAUUGAAAUCGAAAUAAAUAGUAGUACAGCUACUGCCAAUCAAUAUUUUUCACAUCAGGAUUAUCAUCUGCACCCAGCUACCCAGGGACCUUCCUAUUCCGACAAGUUUUUUCAAUAAAAUUCAAAUCAGUUUAAGCAAGUAAAUCUACCACUCAUAACCACUCUCCCCACGCUUUAUAGCACAGUUCAUUAUUAAAGUGGGGUAAACCCAGAGAUGAUCAAAGACCAACGUCAUUUAAACUGAUUCGCAAUGUUAUACACCGAAAAAAGUGGGGAUGAUUUGCCAGCACAUUCAAGAGUGUCAGCCGCACCCACACACAAUAAUAUUCGUAGUUUGUAGAUAAGACGUGCAAAAUGUAAAAAAAAUCCGUCAAAAAUUUGUUGAAAUAUAAAAUGUAUUGAAAUAUGUAAGAGGAAAUUUCCUCCAGAAAAAGUAAAAUCUUUUUAGAUUGCCAAGUGAAACGAUAGAACCAAACUCAAUGGAGUUCGAGAUAAAUACCAACGUUUACCGUGCAUUUUUAGGUGUAACCGAAGUGACCCCAUCCGCAUUAUUGCUCUUUGUAAGUACACGCACCUAGAGGCUUUAAGCCAGCUUUUAGAUUGGCCCAGUUCUCUCACCGCCCAGAGUAUGGAAGCUUUUGUGUUAAGGUGGAAUCUCAAUUUGUGAAAUUGUUCUACAGUUUUCUGCAAGCUAUAUGAUUAUUCUAAAUUUAGUUGAAAAAUAUCGAUCUAUUCCGUCAAAAUAUAAUUUCUUAAGUGAGCAUCGCUUAAAAUUCCAUCCAAUACUACGGGCAACACAUUCCACUGUAAAGCGAUUUUGAUUACAUACAUAUGUCCAGUAGACACCUAAGGAAUGAUCAGAACAAUAAAAUUUCAAAGCAACAAAAAACAGUUCUAGUUUGCUCCGUAGAUAAUUUAGAUGUAAACACUAUCGAUGUAUUCGCAUUUCAUGAAACCAGAACAGGAACAAACCCUCAACAGGUCUUGCUCAAUCCUAUCAUGUCCGCAGACGCAUACCGGCGGCUAUUACCAACGAUGGAUGGCCACCACAAACCAGAGAAUCAAAAUGGACCCAACACACUUCAAUUUAUUGAAAGUUUGACAAACAAAAUAAUCGAAAGUAAAUUCUAGUUAUAUAGAAAUCUACUAGCGAUACCCCUUACAUAUAAUACAUACAACAAUACAAAUCUAUUUUUCUCAUAUAGGCCGACAGUUAAUUGCGCAGAUUAAAAAUGUUAUGGCUGCUUAUAUGGAAAAGAGACGCAAAGGGCAAAACAAGCAAAUGUCGUAUUGAUAUUUUUAUAAAUGUAUUUUAGCAUUUAGGUCUUGAAUAAAGAUUGGCUUAAAUCA